UACACGCCCUUUGUGCUCAUAAAUCUCAACCUUAUAACAAACAUUACAUAGUUGCUCUUGUAACAAACAUUAGAUAGCUACGAUGAACAAGGUUGCAGGGUUUGUGACAACCUUAUUCAUGAUGGUGAUGCUGAUGGUGCCAAAAACCGCGAGUGCCGAAAACAUAGACAGAAUCGUGACACCACAAUUCUUCGACAUGAUAAUCAACCAGGCCGAUGGUGAUUGUGCAGGGAAGAACUUCUACUCACGUGACGCUUUCCUCAAAGCUCACAGGUCCUACCCUCGAUUUGGUGCUCUUAAUAACGAAGAUGAUUCCAAACGUGAAAUUGCAGCUGCUUUUGCUCAUUUCACCCACGAAACUGGACAUUUUUGCUACAUAGAAGAGAUUGGAGGAGCGUCAAGGGACUACUGUGAUGAAAGCAACACUGAGUUUCCAUGUGUACCUUACAAAGGGUACUAUGGUCGUGGACCUAUCCAACUGUCGUGGAACUUCAACUAUGGACCAGCAGGACAGAACAUUGGUUUCGAUGGGUUGAAUGCUCCGGAGACAGUGGCCAAUGACCCUGUCGUGUCCUUCAAGACAGCAUUGUGGUACUGGAUGGAGUUUGUGCGCCCUGUCAUGAACGAGGGCUUUGGUGCAACCAUUAGAGCCAUCAAUGGCCAACUUGAAUGUAAUGAAGGAAACCCUGACACUGUCCGUGCUCGUGUUUAUUAUUACACCAAGUAUUGUUCUCAAUUUGGUGUUGCUCCUGGUGACAAUCUUACUUUUGUAACUAAUCAAACCCUUUGUGACUUAAAAUUGAUUAAUGUGAAGCUUUUAAUAAAGCAUGCUACAAAUAGAAGUGAGUGUGGUCUGAAUUGCCAACAUUCUCUAUUGAAAAAAGUGAUAACACAGUUUGACAGAAUUCUCCACCAGGCGAUGUGGAACAACAAGGUGCAAAACAUGAACAGUGUAGUAAAGAGAGUGAUGGUGAGUUUGUUAGUGUUGAUGCAAGGUGCUUGCUAUGGCAGUGAGAAAGCGAGCCAUGUUUCUGUGGCUGACAUUGUCACAACCGAAUUCUUCAACUCCAUACUUGACGAAGGUGAUGAUGAAGCAGAUUGUGCAGGCAAGAACUUCUACUCUCGACAAGCCUUCCUGCAUGCUCUCAAUUCCUACAAACAGUUUGGUCGAACUGGUUCUGCAGAUGACUCCAAACGUGAAAUUGCUGCUGCUUUUGCUCAUUUCACACAAGAAACUCAACAUUUUUGCUACGUAGAAGAGACUGAAGGUGAAUCAAAGGACUAUUGUGAUGACAGCAACAGCGAGUACCCGUGUGCCUCUGACAAGGAGUACUACGGGCGUGGACCGAUUCAACUGAGGUGGAACUACAACUAUGGAGCAGCAGGGGAAAGCAUUGGUUUUGACGGGUUGAAGGCUCCGGAGACGGUGGCCAAUGACCCUGUGGUGUCGUUCAAGACAGCACUGUGGUUCUGGACACAGAAUGUGAGCCCUGUGAUGGAGCAGGGGUUUGGUGAAACCAUUAGAGCCAUGAAAGGUGAAGCUGAAUGUGAUGGAGGAAACCCUGAUGCUGUUCAGGCUCGUGUUGAUUACUACACACAAUACUGUUCACAGCUUGGUGUUGCUCCUGGUGAUAACCUCACUUGCUAAAUGCAUAAUCCAUGGAUAGUUCCAACUUGCAGUGUUGAAAAGUUUUAUAGGGAACAAGAUCGAUGCAUGUGUUUUAUCCUUCCUCUAUCAUAUAUCAUAUAUAUGUUGUAAAAUAAUGAGUUCUGUGCGUGAGAUAAGCUUUCGCAACAAUUAUGCUCCUUUUCAUUUGCUCUAUUGUUAUAAUAUUAAGAGUUAUGUUAUGUUGCUUCCAAAGGACACAAGAAGAAUUC
Messenger RNA from Vigna unguiculata (cowpea), 1878 nucleotides. Its product is annotated as endochitinase EP3-like. Gene Ontology annotation, molecular function: chitinase activity. NCBI's taxonomy places the organism in Eukaryota, Viridiplantae, Streptophyta, Magnoliopsida, Fabales, Fabaceae. Gene Ontology annotation, biological process: chitin catabolic process; cell wall macromolecule catabolic process; carbohydrate metabolic process. The record is from RefSeq and is a predicted model, not a curated record.